AUGAGGAAACGAGCACACGUCACAGAACCCUUUGAACAACAUGAUAGUGGGUUUAUGGAACCCAUGCAAAUGUUUAAAACAUUUCCACACAAUGAUACAUUUGUUGACAACCGUGUUUUUACGUUAAAUGCGAACCCCGCUGAGACGACAUCUGAUGUGUAUACAUUUGUACAUCACAAGCAAGAUUACGGUAUUUUAAAUCUAGAAGAUGCAACAAUUUGAGCAACAAUUAGUCUUAAAGUGAAUAAUGGUGCAAAUCUUGGCGCCGAUCAAAUUGUUACCGUAAACCCUUUACCGUUACGUACAGCAUGGAAAACAAAAGAAAUAUUUUUUAAUAAUCAAGUGGUAAAUACAAUAUCAACGCAGGAAAAUGAGCUUGCCUACAUAGAUCAUUUACUUUGUGAGGUACCCUCAGGUUAUUUGCCGGAAAAGGAAGUUAAUCUUGCCAUUCACGACACGCCAGGUCAUUUUGAUUCAAUUGUACACCUCAACGAUGCUACUGAAGACACUUUAGUAAAAAAGGUGCAAUGA
Molecule: messenger RNA, 531 nt
Organism: Paramuricea clavata
Lineage: Eukaryota; Metazoa; Cnidaria; Anthozoa; Malacalcyonacea; Plexauridae
Source: the annotation of a GenBank genome assembly